GUUUUACUUAGUGUUCUCUAUGUCCUUAUUCAUCUUCGUCUGCCCUUUUUAUAGUGAUUGCUUUAGCAGUCUCCAUAGGUAGACUGCUCCAUAGUCACUCUGAACUGUAGAUUCAUAGUUGUAAAGGCGCGAGAAUGGGGAACGACCGGGUUCCAGUGGUGAUAGGAGUGGUUCUGUUUGUGUUGUUAACACCAGGAUUGUUGUUUCAGUUGCCUGGCAGGAAGAGAGCAGUAGAGUUUGCCAACAUGCAGACAAGCGGCAUCUCCAUAUUCAUAGACACCAUUCUCUUCUUUGGUUUCAUUACCAUCUUCCUCAUUGCCAUUGGAGUCCACAUCACAUCAGGAUAGCAUUAUUUACAGCCAUCUAUCCACUAUUCAGGCGUCCCUUUCCGCUUUCUGUCAUCUCAUGUACUAUUAUGAUCUUUUCUUUAGAUUAAUAAAGCUUUUCUUUCCAA
Rubroshorea leprosula is the source of this 454-nucleotide messenger RNA. NCBI's taxonomy places the organism in Eukaryota, Viridiplantae, Streptophyta, Magnoliopsida, Malvales, Dipterocarpaceae. The record is from the annotation of a GenBank genome assembly.